UUUCAGUAAUGAUUGUAACCAUUCAGGCUGUUUUCUGUGUGGUUAAAGAAUUGCUUCAGUCGCUGCUUUCCUAUUGUCACGAAGAUUAUUCAGAAGGUACGUGUAAUGGCUAUGAUGCUAUCGAAAUUCCGAUAGAGAAUCGUGGUGGACUUACAAGAGGGGAAGAACUUCAAACAGAAACAUCAAGGAAAUACAAUAAUGGUCAUGUGCAACUUUCUGUGCAGAGUUCUAAUUUAAAGUUUGGUGAUGCAAAUAUUUUCAGGAAAGGUUUCCACCAAUCAACUAAUCAAGGAAAUUCUUUGCCACAUUUUAAUCAUACUGUUUGGGAAGAAGAUUGGGAUAAUGAUAUUGUAAAUGACACGCAUCAUAGCAGAACUGAUCCCAAUAUUGAACCUUCCAAAAGUGAUGUAUAUAUGACAAAUCAAAAAUCUUACCCUUGUGUUAAUAGUGAUAAAGAUUUGCUGUGGGAUGAAACAUCUUCAACAUAUUCCUCAGAUUCAGAAGCUUAUUUAGUAUCUUCCCAGUAUUUUGAUGCAGAUUUAGCUACAAGAUCUCUUCACCUUGUUUCAGAAAGAGAGUGGCUGGAUGAACUUGAAUCACUAUAUUUCUCAGAUAUGUUAAUAGAACUGAAGUCACUUCUUCCAAGGGCUUUUGAAGCCAGCAGGAAUUGCUUUGAUUUUGUUUUGUAUGUUAUCAAAUUUGCUGACUUUGAUAUUCAAGCUGGCAAAAAGUCACUGGCUUAUAUGACUCUUGUUGAGUUUGAGGCCUGGCUGAAGUCAAAGACUGAAGGAAGGAAUGUUCAAGAAAUCCAACAGCUAGGUUACUGGCCAUCUGACAAUCAGAAGGACUUAGCUUUGGAAGUAGUUGCAUCAUCUACAUUUCUGUUGUUUGAGCCAGUUAAAAGGACAUUUCAACUUGAUUCAGGAGACAACAGUUUCUUAACCAAGCAUGUGAGAUUUUUAAUGCAUUCCAGGAGGAAGUACAAAGAGGCUGCCACCAUUGCAUAUAAGUUAAAACUUCAAAGGCAUUUUGAAGUAACUGAGAUUUUGUUACCUUUGAUCAUUGUCAACAAGUUGCAAUUAGCAGAGAGCUAUGUGGCAGGCUGUCCCACAUCAUUACAACUUUUUAUGAAGUUGAUAGAUGAGUUAUGUACGAUGACAGAUGAUGAUCUGGAGCUUGUUGUUGAGAAGACUGUUUCUCCAAAACCAAAGGAUCACAGACUCAAGAACAAGAUUCUUAUUAAGUUAGGAGAGAGGCUUGUGAAAAUGUUUCAUUUAAAAGCAGAGAACUACCCCAAUAUAUACAAAGAAAAGAACUUAAAUGGAUUGAGAUAUCUCUUACAGAAGAAAUAUUCAGAGAAACAACCAUUAAGUCACAAGUGGGACAAUCUCAUUGAGAGUGCUCUUGGUGAUAACAAAUGGCUUCAGCACAAACUAAUAGAAAGUUUGGUUGAGUUUGAUGAUAUUGAAGAGGCUGUUAGAUGGACUAGGUACUAUUGCCUGCCUCUGGAGUCAGUUCAUCCUUUGGUUAAAGAUCUUGUGGAAAGCUGGCAAGGUGCAAGUGAAGAUUCUGAAGACUGGGAAGCGGAAAUAGAAGGAAAGUUAGAGCGUAAAGUGUACAACGAUAUACCUUCAACAUUAAAUUCUGCACCUGCCAACUGCUAUCGGCUGCCAUUAUCUGCUGAUAGGAUAUUCGUGGUUGACAACACUCAGUCUUUAAGGGAAUGUACGCAAGUCCUCUGUAAGCCCGGUAAUGUUGUAGGAUUUGACACUGAGUGGAGACCGACAAUGUGUCGCGCGGGAACUGAUGACAGACUUUCGAUUAUUCAGCUUUCUACAUGGAAUGAAGUGUUUAUAUUGGACGUGAUAGCAAUGACAGACAACGUUAAAGACGCCGAGAUGCAACAGUUUGCUGAAAGUUUCUUUGCUAAUCCUCGCGUUCUAAAGCUAGGUUAUGGAGUUGACUCUGAUUUUCGAAACUUGGUUUCUUCGAGUCCCCCGUGCGAACAUGCUGUGACACGUCUUGCUCGGUUUGUUGACCUGUGUCCAUUAAGUAAACAGAUACUCAGUAUACCAAGUGUGCAACAAAAAGUCAGUUCCCGCAUGCGUAGUGUAUCUGCAAGAGAGCGUGCUUGUAUGGAAGAAGAGCGAGGCUUGAGCGAGUUGGCGUUCUUGUGCCUUGGUCAAGCUUUAGACAAAACGUAUCAGAUCUCCGACUGGGAACGGCGUCCGUUAAGCGAGGAUCAGCUGAUUUAUGCAGCUUUAGAUGCUUUCUGUUUGCUGGAGAUUUACGAGGUCCUUAAACAGUGGGUGGUGGAGUCGAGGUUACGAGUCGAUAUGGAGCCUGGUCUUGUGCUUACAUGGUUACAUCCGAAGAAGGAAAAACAGCGUCGGAGCAGACGGAAGCAGCCGAAGCCAGGCACGCGCUCUAAUGAUUUGCUUCCUCCUGCGAAGAAAAGAGAUCCCAUUCCUCCUCAGUCACUCAGGGUCGUGGUUGAUACAAUGCUGCAGGGUCUGGGUCAACAUUUGAGAUGUUGCGGGAUUGAUGUGGUUAUUCUGGAUAACAAGGGCGAUCACGAAAGAGCAGUUAAGAUCGCCCAAACUGAGGAUAGAAUCAUCCUGACAACGGGCUUGCCAUAUGAACAGUUGCGUGCCCGGGUACCUGAAGGAAUGUGCGUUUGUGUUCCAAGUGGAAAGAUUCGACAACAAGUAUCAGCUCUGGUGAAAUAUUUUAACGUGCAAGUAAAGAAACAAGAUAUCUUUAGUCGCUGUCAGGUCUGCAAUGGGGAUGAUUUCGUGAAAGUUCAUAAGGAUGACAUGCGAUUAGUCAUGGGGAUCUUCCAUGGUCGUUUUAGAGCCCCACUGCCAGGCUUUGAGCCAAAGAACUGUCCUGUGAAUCUUAAGGAUCUGACUUUACCCAGCGGAGUGCCUCUGAAGCUUGGUCCAUUACCUGAAACUGUAGUGGACAGUGUGGAUUUGUUCUUUUGUUGUUCCACUUGUGGUAAAAUUUUCUGGGAAGGGGGACAUCACAAAAGAGUCAACGCACAAUUUUCUUACGUCCUGGACAGUUCCCAAUAGCAAAACCCAUCUUAGCUGUCUUUACUAAGUGGAGUACCUCCCAAGUUUGUCCCAAAAAUAUAUUUCGUUACUUUCUGUUGUCUAACAAUUGAAUGAUCUUCAAAUUACUAUCACAUGAUUGAAGAAUCCAAAACUCGUGUCGUGGUUUAGAGACACGGGGUAGAGACACCACAAAUUUGAGACUCUUGCCGUUGGUAAACUCAAUAUUGAGAUACUGUUCCCCUGUUUGUAAUGGCAAGAAAAUUUUAAACAUUUUCGCCAUUGACGCUCACACAUUCUUGAGAAACCACAACUUUAUCGAUGAACAUUGUUGACUGAUCAACUCUGUUGAUAGAUACACGAUGGAGAGACAUUGCGAUUUAUUUCCUGUUUCGUUGUUGAUGAAUACACGAUGCAGACACCGUUGAUUUAAAAAUGUUUCCUUGUGGCAAACAUUUGAUAUAGAAACCACACCUGUAAAAUAUUUUCAUAAAUUUACAAUGUAGAGACACCACCACUUUCACCACCACUUUACAAUCGUCCCUUUUCUUUACAAAUAAAAUAAAUCAUGUUAAGACUUAGUAAAACUCUUAUUCCACGUA
This is a messenger RNA of Pocillopora verrucosa, 3658 nucleotides long. Its product is annotated as exonuclease mut-7 homolog. Gene Ontology annotation, molecular function: nucleic acid binding; 3'-5' exonuclease activity. The record is from RefSeq and is a predicted model, not a curated record. Gene Ontology annotation, biological process: nucleobase-containing compound metabolic process. Lineage: Eukaryota; Metazoa; Cnidaria; Anthozoa; Scleractinia; Pocilloporidae.